AUGGGAGAAUGCAGAUACUUGGUCAAAAUCUAAUUAAAGGAUUAUGAGAAGGAAUAGAGUAGUAUAUUGUUAGACCAAUUACUUUUGACAACCUAAAAGCAAUGA
Molecule: messenger RNA, 105 nt
Organism: Paramecium tetraurelia
Lineage: Eukaryota; Ciliophora; Oligohymenophorea; Peniculida; Parameciidae
Exons: 1
Source: RefSeq, a predicted model, not a curated record